This is a messenger RNA of Adelges cooleyi (spruce gall adelgid), 3392 nucleotides long. RefSeq names its product carbohydrate-responsive element-binding protein (gene Mondo). Gene Ontology annotation, cellular component: nucleus. Gene Ontology annotation, molecular function: protein dimerization activity; RNA polymerase II cis-regulatory region sequence-specific DNA binding; DNA-binding transcription factor activity, RNA polymerase II-specific. Gene Ontology annotation, biological process: regulation of transcription by RNA polymerase II. The transcript is spliced from 15 exons. The record is from RefSeq and is a predicted model, not a curated record. Lineage: Eukaryota; Metazoa; Arthropoda; Insecta; Hemiptera; Adelgidae. The coding region runs from base 385 to 3177 and encodes 930 amino acids.
UUGGCCGGGCGAGGGCCGACGAUAUUUUUAAUUUAAUAUAAUAUAAUAAUAUAUAUGUAUAUAUACAAUACACUUAACACUAUUGUUAUUAUCAAGAAAAACGUACAAACGACGUUGACGGCAGCCGCGGCCGCGUAUCGUACAGUUUGAUUUGAUAAUAAUUAUUUAUUUCACCGACUCAAUAAUACAUCGUUUAUUACACAGCUUAUUGGACAAACACAAUUUUGACGAGCGCGUGUGCGUAAUGAGUUCAAACACGACGUGAAUAAGAUUGCAGUAGUGUGUUUUACUUGUGUGAAAAAUAAUUUUCGAUUGUCCGUCUGCUCAUGCAUGUGCGUGUGCGUUUGUACAUGUUAAAAAUACGUUAUCGCCACCGUCUUGGUAAUGCUUUCUUCCCAUCCAAAAUCGAAAUCAUCCUCCUCCUCCUCAGGCCCCACCGAGACCAUACACUCUGGGCAGUUCAUGGUGUCGAAUUUCGAGGCGGAAGCCCAGGACGAUGAGUUUCAAGUGGCCGUACCCGUCUCCGAAGAGAUAUUGACACAAGCCGAUGUAUACAAUUCUAAGACAAUGUUAAACAACCUCUUCCAAUGUAUGUCAUUCGCAUACAAACAAAAAUUGACUUCGCCAAAAUGGAAUCGUUUUAAAGGAGUACGGUUGAGAUGGAAAGACAAAAUACGUUUGAACAAUUUAAUAUGGAGGUGUUGGCAUAUGCAGUUUAUCAAAAAAAAUAAUUUCAUGGUUUGCCAAUUCGCAUCACCAGUAGAAAUUGUAGAUAUUCAUAAACAACCAGAGGCAAUUGUUUUGGAAGGAAAAUAUUGGAAAAGGAAGUUAAAUGCUGUAACAGCAGAGUAUAAAAAAUGGCGGUUGUUUUAUCGAAGUUUAUUACAAAACGGAUUCAAAGAAAGACAAAAAUUACUUAACGAGUUUUUAGAAUGGCAGCACGACAAUAAUGGUGACACUAGAAUAGAUGAUGACUAUAUGAAUUUUAUAAGUGACACACUUUUCUCUACAGUUGUUUCAAAUCAGAGAAUAUUUGAAUUUCCUAACACAAGAGAUGAUAAAUCGACCAAAAUCGCUGAUUUCAUACAACCUAGUUUGGGACAAUUACAACCGCAUUUAGAUGAAUUCAUGGACACUAUAGAACCCCUACAAGAUCUUUUUAGUCCUCCAAAAUUACCAGCGGUUCCUGAAGAAUGCCAAAUGUCGUCAGAAUCUACCAGCAGUAUGUACAACCAAUCGUAUGGCGACGUCAAUACAUGUUAUCAAACAAAUCAAAAUUCGUUAACUUUACAUUCAGAAUUAAACCAACUUAAAAUGUCCAACAUACAGCAAGAGACUACUGACCCUACUUGUCCAUUGCAUACAGGCAACUUGCACACUGGCAACUAUUCAACCGAAGAAAACUAUCAGUCUAGUUUUCCAAAUUUGUUUCAUCAGUCUUCAAAUACUGAUUAUCAAAACACCAAUCAUUCUUAUAACAGUAUUUCUUCAGCUACCACUCAAACUCACCAUAAUGAAAUACAAUUACCACUUGCACCGCCUACAUAUCCAUCAUUUGACUACAACACAUCAAACAUUGAACACGGGACGGUUAUAAAUACAAAUGAUUACAAUCAACAACAAAGCAUAUCUACAGCCAACAGUUCUGUGAUGAAUUAUACAAAUGGAUCGUCUAAUGGCGAUUACAAAAAUAGAAUUCCUCAGAUUCAAACCUAUAGCAAAUUUCCUCCGGUUUUAAGAAGCUCACAGGAUAAUUUUGUUACUCCCAAAAUUCGACAAAGGACUCGAGGCAGACAGCCUAUACCAAAACAAAAAGUGAUGUCUUCUAAUUUGAAUUCUUCAAAUGAUAACAAUCAAAGUGUUUUGUUGGCUCAACUUCUUAAUACAAAUAAUAGUAGUAUGUUUUCGUCGUCCAGUUCAACUGCAGUGUCAAACAAUAUGAACAAGUUUCGAAACAAUAGUGGAUCUUAUCAACCAUAUCAGCAGGCGCAACAAAUACCUUACCAGUUAAUUCAAAGAAGGGCAAGAACUCCUGAUCAUGUGUUAACUUCAUACACUGAUCAUUUUGUGUAUCGUAAACCUAGCCCGGUUUUCAUGAAUCAAAGUGAUUGCAAUGUGUAUAACUUGACUCCAAACACUCGUGGUCUUCUUGAUGCCGUGGGUACACCCGGUGGUAUACAUCAGUUGCCGCAAAUCCAACCUCGAUUUGACAUACCACACGGCAAUCAUGCUCAUGGCUAUUCAACUUAUAGACACCAAGGUCAAGAAUAUGGCAAUCACACCGUUAUGGAUAAAACGCCUCCCUCUAGUAACCAACCUUCACCACCAACAAAUAACUAUACCCAACCGAUCAUAGCUCCAAUCCCACAAGCUCUUGCCAUACCCUCAUCACCUAUGACGUGUAGUUCUGAUCUCUGUCAUAAAACUCUUUCACCAAUUCAUAACAACGAAUCGACGAUCAAUUUGGCACAAAGAAAUAUGGAUACAUCAGUAUCUAUUCCAUCGCAUGCCAUAAUUCCUGGACCGGCGCGGACUCCAUAUAAGGAACAUAGGAGAGUUUGUCACAUCAACGCGGAACAAAAGCGAAGGUGUAACAUUAAAAAUGGAUUUGAUAUGCUCAAUAUGUUAAUACCUCAAAUCAAUCAGAAUCCAAAUACGAAAAUGAGUAAAGCUGCUAUGUUACAAAAAGGUGCCGAUUACAUUCUUCAACUGAGGUCUGAACGAGGACGAUUGUAUGACGAGAGACAAAAUUUGCAACAACAAGUUGAAUCUCUGAAUGUAGCUAUAAGUAAUUGUCAGUCCAUGUUACCGGCGACGGGAGCUCCAUUUUCGAGACAGCGGACAACCAAAAUGAAAGAAAUGUUUGAUGAAUAUGUAAAGAAAAGAACCCAAGAAAAUUGGAAAUUUUAUAUUUUAAGUUUAAUAGCUGAGCCGUUAUUGAACUCAUUUAAUUCUAGCGUUUCAACAACCAGUUAUGAAGAAAUGUAUCGUACCACUCUUCAGUGGGUGGAACAACAUUGUACUUUAGGUGAUCUCAGGCCAAUUGCUUUAAAUGCAUUACGUAACUUAUGCACAUCUACAGAAAUAUUGUCAGAUCCUAGCAAUUUAUCGGAGGAGAUAAAAAAUAUCAUUUUAAAUAGUCAAUCAAACAAUCAUCAACAAGGAACCCGAAAUUAAAUUUGAAAAAAAAACCUAUAUAAUAUGUUUUAUUAAUUAAGAUUAAAUUUAAUGUGCCAUUUUGUUUUUGUUUUUGUUAUUGUUAAUGUUUUUGUUUUACAUUUUAACUUGUUAUUUUUGCAUUACAUAAAAUUUACGGAUUGUAUUUAUUUAUUUUUAUCUCGCUGUGACUAAAUUUUAUUAAUAAUAAUAAAUAUGCUAUGAACUACCGACGA